CUCACCGCCCGCCGGCAGGGAACGCUGCAGCCGUCCGCCAAGCGGGGUCGCCCCCUCCCGGCCUGCGGGCGCUCGAGGCGGCCGGACGCUCUCUAUGGCCGUUGCUAGUGGCAGGGGCUUUGUUUACUUCCGGCGGCGGAGCGGCGCGGCGCCGCCGUGGAGGGGGUUGGGGGCAGCGCCCGCCCGGAGUUGCCAUGGCCGAGGAGGGGGAGCUGCCAGUGCCCGAAUCAGGUGCUGUUUUCACAUUCGGAAAAAGCAAAUUUGCAGAAAACAUUCCUAGCAAGUUCUGGUUCAAAAAUGACAAGCCUGUACACAUAUCAUGUGGAGAUGAACAUACUGCUAUUGUUACAGGAAACGGUAAACUUUACAUGUUUGGCAGUAACAACUGGGGCCAGUUAGGACUAGGAUCAAAGAAUACUGUCAGCAAACCAACAUGUGUUAAAGCUUUAAAACCAGAAAAAACUAAACUUGCUGUUUGUGGAAGAAACCACACAUUAGUUUACACAGAAAAAGGAAAUGUAUAUGCUGCUGGAGGUAACAGUGAAGGUCAGUUGGGAUUAGGUGACACAGAGGAAAGGACCACGUUUCAUUUAAUUAGUUUUUUUACCAGCGAGCACAAGAUCAAACAGCUAGCAGCUGGAUCAUACACCUCAGCAGCAAUAACUGAGGAUGGACAGCUUUUUAUGUGGGGUGACAAUUCGGAAGGUCAGAUUGGCUUGGCUAAUGAACCCAGUGUCUGUGUCCCUUGUCAAGUGGUUGUCGGAAAACCUGUUUCCUCAGUAUCCUGUGGAUAUUAUCACUCUGCCUUGAUAACAGGAGAUGGUGAGCUCUAUACUUUCGGAGAACCUGAGAAUGGGAAACUGGGAUUGUUGCCUGAACAGCUGAAGAACAGUAGAAUCCCACAGCCUGUACGAGGAAUUAUGGAAAAGGUUAAUGAGGUUGCUUGUGGUGGAGGACACACCGUGGUGCUUACAGAGACAAAUGUAUAUACUUUUGGACUUGGACAGUAUGGACAACUGGGACAUGGUACUUUUAUUUUUGAAACUUCCAUACCAAAGUCUGUGGAGCACUUGAGGAGGCAUAAAAUACGUAACAUUGCAUGUGGGGAAAAUCAUACUGCUGUAAUAGCAGAGAAUGGCCUCAUGUUUACCUUUGGAGAUGGGCGACAUGGCAAGUUAGGACUUGGAGAAGAGAAUUUUACAAAUCAGUUUGAACCCACUCUAUGUUCUAACUUUUUGAGGUUCACAGUCCUUUUGGUUGCUUGUGGUGGUUGUCACAUGCUAGUUUUUGCUGCUCCAAGGCCUAAAGGAUCUGAAGAAAUACUAUUAGAAGAUUUGUAUGAAAACUGUUUGACCACUACUAUCUCUAGAAUGAGCGUAGAUUCAUCCGUAACAAGCACCUUACAACGAACGUUAUCAGCACGAAUGCGACGUCGAGAGAAGGAGAAAUCACCAGAACAGUUUAUUCGGAUAGUACAAACCCUGCCUCCACUGGGAGAAAACUUUUUAAAAUCUUCAUUGCAUGUGACUAGCAACACUAGCCCACCCUGUUUUUCUGCUGCAAGUCUUCCUAAAGCUAAGCCUAUGGAGUUGGACCAUGAAACAGAGAAGAAUCAUCAAAAAGAUAAACUCAGUGAAGGCUCUGCAGAAGAAGAUUCAGAUGAUGAAAAUCACAGAAACCUUGGAGAUACAACUGACAUCCUAAACAUGACACAUGUGAUGAAAUUGAAUCCCAGUGACCAGUCCUUAAAAUUAUCACCAAUGCAAAAACAAAAGAAGAACAAUAAAAAUGUGAAACCGAGAAAAGAUGGUAAAGGUGGGAUGAAAAACGCUGAUUCUAAUUUCAUGCUGGAGGGUUCAAAAUUAGAUUCUGUUUCUUUAGAAAAGCAGUCUUCACUUUCAGAGUCACUGGGACAAUAUGUAGACUUAGAAAAAAGUAGUGCCUUUGUAGGGAAGCCUAUCACUGACAAAAAAAACAUGAAAGGUAAAUAUGAGCAGGCACAAAGUUUUGGUACUUUGAAAAGUGGUUUUCGACAAAUUGUUAGGGACAAAUGCAAACUAGUGAAAAGUAAAAAAGAAUAUUCAGAAAAUCCUGAAUCUGUCAAACAGGAAAUAACUUAUGAUCUUUCCAGUGAAAAACAAAUUCUGACUGAAAAAACAAAUUCUUCCAAUAAAAAGUCAAAAUUUGUUAAAUCUAAGCAAUCCUUGAAAACAGACCUACUUCCUUCUGCAUGCAGUGAUCAGCCCCAGACUCGUUCAUUAGUUGUACAAAAAUACAAUCUUGUUAAAAAGCAAGGAAGUAAAGAAGCAGUAGAACGUGAAAACAAAACAAAGGGUGGAAUCGAAAAAGCUGAUAAAUAUGAAAGAAUAUCUGUCAGAGAGGAAGAAAGUAAUGAUGAACAGAGGGAAUUUAAAAAAAAGGAUCAAUUUUUGAAACAAAUAGCUGAAACUACAUCAUCAUCUUCAAGUGAGGAAAGCAGUAAUGAACUUGCAAAAUACAUGCUUAAGAGUAGGGGGAAAAAAGAGGACUACUGUGAGGGCAAGGAUACACAGAAGGCAACAAAAGCAAUGGAAAAUGUGAAAGAUUUGGAAGUACAAGAAGAAGAUAGUGAGACUGAAGAGAAAAAAGUUACAAAUAAUGAAAAAGAAUAUGUAGAAGAGACUGAUAUAAAAGGUAUGAAUGAGGAAGAAACAAACUCUGAAGCUAAAUCUGAUGAAGGCAGACAGGUAGAAGUUAAGAACGAAGUGGAAUCCAUUCAAGGGCAAGAGAGUGAAGACAGUGAAAAGGCUGAAAGCGAAAAAGAAAAACUGGAUGAAAAAAUUGACAGUGAAGUUGAACUAGGGGAGGAAGAAGAAGAGAGUGAGGUUAAAAGAGAUAGAGACAUUUCAGAAGAAAGAGAUGCAGAUGCAAAGGAAAAAGAUAGUCAGGAAGAAAAUGAAAGAGAUGAAUCACAGGUUGAAAGAGACAGUGAGAAUGAGGAUGCAGAAGAGGCAGAAGAGACUCAUCAAGAAGGAUAUGGCAAAGAGCAAGGAGAUCAGGAAGGCAGAUUUAUAGAGGAAGAAGAAAUACUGAGUGAGGGAGAAGAGGAUAUUGAGGAGGAGGAGUAUGCAGAAGAGGAACAAAUGGAAAAAGAAAAGGAGGAACAGGUUAAAAGUGAAGGAAGGGACCAGAGUGAGGAGGGAAGAGAAGACAGAGAGAGGGAGGAAGAAGAAGAGGCAGAAGCAGAGCAUGAGGGAGAAGAUGAGAAGGAAAAUGAAGAAGAAAGGGAAGAAAGAGAGGAUGAAGGAGACAAAGAGGGUGAAGAGGAAGAGUCAGAGGAAGCAUUGGCAGGGAGGGAGGAAGAAGAGGUAUCAGAAGAGGAACAGGAAGAGGAAGAUGCAAAUGAAACAAAAGAGGAGGUGCAGAAGGAUAGAAUGGAAGAGGAAGGAGAGGAAGAUGGGGAGGAUGAAGUGGAAGGAGAAGAGGAGGAGGAGGAAGAGGAAGGAAUAGAGGUAGAAACAGAAGGGGUGGAGGGGGAAGAAGAAGAUGAAAACAGGGAUGAAGAGAAGGGGGAAAAUGAAGAAGGAAAAGAGGGAGAAGAAGAAGAAGAGGGAGAAGGGGAGGAAGCAGAAGGAGAAGAGGAAGUGGAGGAAGAAGGGGAAGAGGGAGAGGAGGAGGAAGAAGGGGAAGAGGGGGAGGAGGAAGAAGAAGGGGAAGAGGGGGAGGAGGAGGAAGAAGGGGAAGAGGGGGAGGAGGAAGAAGAAGAGGAAGAGGAAGGAGAAGGAGAGGAAAAGGAAGAGGAGGAAGAAGGGGAGGAGAAGGGAAAAACAAAACAUAAAAAAAAGGUUGAUAGUAAUAAGCUUCCACAAAAGAAAAACAAAAACAGCAGGAAGCCAGAGAAGACAGAAAGUACUGCUGUACCAAACAGCUCUAAACAAAAAAUGAAGUCCAAACACUGUGUAGCAAAUGGAUUACAUACUUCAGAGCAAUUUUGGAACAGUGUGUUACCUCAUUAUUUAACACUGAAGUAGCAUAGACUACUGGAGAUGCAUUUUAAGCCUUUUCAGGGUGCUUUAGAACUAUUUUAGAUUGAUUUUUAUUACUUGAAAAAUUAUUUUAAAAUGUAGUCAAAAUAUAUUAUUAUGCACAUGCUUUAAGUGCCAAUUUCUUGAAAAGGACUGGAGAAAAUAUUUGGAUUUGGUAGCUUGUAUGAGAUAAAAAUGAUAUAAAAUGUUGAUACAGUCAUUUAUACAGCCAUCUUUGU
This is a messenger RNA of Dromaius novaehollandiae (emu), 4243 nucleotides long. It is a transcript of the gene RPGR, whose product is annotated as retinitis pigmentosa GTPase regulator. The record is from RefSeq and is a predicted model, not a curated record. Gene Ontology annotation, molecular function: ubiquitin protein ligase activity. The transcript has 14 exons. Lineage: Eukaryota; Metazoa; Chordata; Aves; Casuariiformes; Dromaiidae. Bases 195 to 4010 code for a protein of 1271 amino acids.